Molecule: messenger RNA, 1886 nt
Organism: Gryllus bimaculatus (two-spotted cricket)
Lineage: Eukaryota; Metazoa; Arthropoda; Insecta; Orthoptera; Gryllidae
Source: the annotation of a GenBank genome assembly
UACUCAGUUCUUCAUCUUGAUCUCAAAGUUCUGUGGACCAAAAAGCGUCAAAUGUACUGCAAAAUGUUUGUCCUUGUUUGUCAAGGAAAUUCCAUGAAAGUUGAAUAUCGGCGGACGUACCGGUUCGAGGAGCGUCAUAAAGUACGAAACAGCGGCUCUCGUUCCAUUGACAUAAGUGAAAAUUCUAUAUUUUCAUUCGAGAAAUGUAGAAAUAAGAUUAAUGGGAAUCUCGAUUGCAGAUAACUGCAGUCUUUCAGAUUAUUCAAGGUAUUUUGAAAGAUUUAGACGAGAGUACCUCUAGCUUGUCGAUAUGGCUGCAGGUCCCAUUGCGGAGCGUAAUCAAGAUGCUACGAUAUAUGUUGGAGGUUUGGAUGAGAAGGUGUCCGAAGCACUUAUGUGGGAACUGUUUGUCCAAUCCGGUCCUGUAGUUAAUGUACACAUGCCAAAGGAUAGAGUAACUCAGAUGCAUCAAGGCUAUGGAUUUGUUGAAUUUAUGGGAGAAGAGGAUGCUGAUUAUGCUAUAAAAAUAAUGAAUAUGAUAAAACUAUAUGGAAAGCCAAUACGUGUCAAUAAGGCAUCAGCUCAUCAGAAAAAUUUAGAUGUAGGAGCUAAUAUAUUUAUUGGUAAUUUAGACCCAGAAGUAGAUGAAAAACUACUUUAUGAUACAUUUUCAGCAUUUGGUGUUAUUCUACAAACUCCCAAGAUUAUGCAUGACCCAGAAACUGGAAAUUCCAAAGGAUUUGCUUUCAUCAAUUUUGCAAGCUUUGAUGCAUCAGAUGCUGCAAUAGAAGCCAUGAAUGGACAAUACCUUUGCAAUCGUCCGAUUUCUGUAUCGUAUGCUUUUAAGAAAGAUGCGAAGGGAGAACGUCACGGAUCAGCUGCAGAAAGAUUGCUGGCUGCCCAGAAUCCCUUGUCACAAGCAGACAGACCCCAUCAGCUCUUUGCUGAUGCUCCACCUCCAGCUCCCAUGCCUGCCCCCUCAGCAUUAGUGCCACCUCCUCCACCUGUGGCAAUGCUGGGCAUGGUGCCUCCGCCCCCUCCUACUCCAGGCAUGCAUCCUCCUCCACCUCCCCCAGUGCCGCCACCGGCUGGCAUUCCCCCUCCACCCAUGGCCAUGCCUCCGGGCAUUCCCCCUCCACCACUGCCUCCACAGGCAAUGGGCCACCCUGGCCAUCCACCUCCGUUGCCUCCAGGUGUACCUCCACCCCCCAUGGGCCGCGCUGCUCCCCCACCACUUCCCCCGAUGCCUCCUUCGGCCUCACAGCCUCAGCCACCCCAGGCCGGCCAGCAGCAACAGCAGCCACCCCAGCAACAGCAGCCGCAGCCCACACCCCCAAUGGGGCAGAUGAACCACAUGCCACCAAUGCCCCCUCCUCCCCAGGGUGGGCCGCCUCCGCCAAGGAUGAUGCCUCCUCCUUGGCAAGGGGGUCAGUAUCCUCCACCCCCACCUCAUCACCAGGGCCAGUUCCAAGGAGGGCAGUACCCUCCACCCCCACCUCAUGGUGGACCUCCUCCUGGUUGGCGGCCACCCCCUCCAGGCCGCCCCCCCUUUGGACGACCUCCGUUUCCUCCAAGAGGUCCCCCUCCACCACCACGUGGAAUGCGGCCCCCACCGCCCCCAAGGGCUAUUCGCCCUCAGGGUGCUGAUGGCUCCUAUGAGAAUAACUAUGAAAGUAAUAAUUAUGAAAACAAUUAUAAUGAAAGUGGAUCUUAUGACAGUUAUUAAGGAGGUUUUUAAUCUUACUGUUUGUUUAUUUCAAUGUAAAGACUUUGUUCUGUAGAAAUGGUUUAAAUAUUUUUGUAACAAAUUGUAUGCACUUUGACACAGUAAUUGAACAAUGUAAAGAAGUUUGAAAAGUAGAAAUAAAAUACUUAAUAUUUUACUU